Pieris rapae (cabbage white) is the source of this 3275-nucleotide messenger RNA. Its product is annotated as histone-lysine N-methyltransferase set-2-like. Gene Ontology annotation, molecular function: metal ion binding. NCBI's taxonomy places the organism in Eukaryota, Metazoa, Arthropoda, Insecta, Lepidoptera, Pieridae. The record is from RefSeq and is a predicted model, not a curated record. Bases 112 to 1770 code for a protein of 552 amino acids. The transcript has 11 exons.
CUUGUUGUAGGUCGUGAGCUGGAGCAGUUUGCGUCCGUUUAUGAUGUAUAUUGUGCGUUUGAAUGUUUAAAGUUUAAAUUAGUGGGCUUGUCUAAUGCGGACAGAUUUCUAAUGAACAACAGCAGCAACAAACAUAAUGGCUCUCAGUCAGCUGGAUCUUCACAUACAACACCAACUACUAAUGGCACUAGAAAUGUUACAAAUAAUAAAAAACCAGAUACAUGUAGAGAUUACAUGUGGGGAAAAUGUACUAAAGGUAGUUCCUGUAGAUUUAGACAUGAAUUAGACAUUGAGAAAUUAAAAAAAACUGUCAAGUUCUGUCAUGACUAUCAAAACAGAGCGCCAUGUACCAGGGAAGUUUGUACAUUUAUCCAUGCAACAAAGGAUGAAGAGACAUUAUUUUUAACUACAGGUAAACUGCCUAAGGUUCUAGCAGAGAGACACGCUAAUAUGUCUAUGUCUUCAGCUGAAACAAUACCACAGAUAGCUAAUUAUAUACAAGAGUCUUUAGCUGGACCACCGCCACCACCACCACCUCCACAACCAGCACCACAGUCAUCUUCUGUCAAUGGACCCCAACUUACGUAUAAUAUGGGACAUAUGGCUCCACCAAUGCAGCCAGGUAUGGGUAUGGGCUCUAUGCACAUGGGACCGAUAAAUAUGGGGCCAAUACCACCACAAAUGAUGUCAAUGCCAGUUGCUCCACCACCUCCAGCAAUUCAAAUGCAUCAUUUACCUCCUCCUCCACCUCCACCUCCAACUCAGAGCUCUACAAGCUCUUCACUGUCAACACCUCCAGUGUAUACAGCACCUCCACCACCAACUAUGAGGGUUUCACUUAAUCAAGAGCUACCACAACCUCCAACUCCUAAACUCAAUAUGGACAGGUUUGAUCCUAGUAAGCCACCUCCACCAUUCAUACCAAAUACAAGUUUAAAGCGUCCUACCGUUAGUGAUAAUAUGAAAGCCGGUCCCAGCAAAAUCAGAAAGGAAGAGGAAGCCAUAGUCGAUGACGCGGCGUGCGAUUCGUGUCGAGAGCGACAAAUAAGAAUCGACGUUUAUCAAAAAGAAUCAGAUAAGUUGUUUGCUCGUGUUGAAUAUCAAAAAUUAAUGCACAAAAAGAAAUAUGAGGAAUUCCAACGUAAAGAGGAGAUUUUAAAAAUAUUAUUAAACCCUGAAAUAUAUAAAAUUAUUGAGGAUUUAUUAUUGAAUGAGGAUGGCUCGCAAGUACAAGAAUCUGAUAAUCAGAACGCUAUUGGCGAUUUAACACCUCCAAGAACCGUAGAAUCUCUAAGUACAUUGAUGACUAGGCCUAAUGUAAAUAAUUCAAUUCAAAAUUCUUUAUUAUUUGCGGAACAUUUACGUGACGGUAACAAAAAAAGGGAUGACCAACCUGAAUAUAACCGUAAUAACACAUACUAUGAAGGAUCACAAGCAUCAUAUAGCCAAAGCGUAUCGGUUCCUACAACAAGCAAAACUCAAAGUUCGAAUCUUAGUAAAAAUGUUUCGACGACAGCUUCGCCUUCCUACUUCUAUUAUAAUAUGCCGCCGCCUAUAACAAGAUCGUUCAUGACGCCAUCGACUUCUAUGGCUCCAGCUGCAGGUACAUCACUGAUGGCAUACCAGCAUAAUGGAAUGCAGGGACCUUCACAGGCUAUGACAAAGCCAUCAACAUCUGCUCCUCCUCCACCAUCCAAGCCAAACAAUCAAACAAAUCAAAAAUCGGAUCCAUAUUCUCCGCCGACGUCUUAUUAUAAUUCUUAUCAAUAGCAUUGGGAUAAUGUUGCUUGCAUGGUGGGCGGGAGCUAGCGUUGAUGACAGGUGUAAAUAUGUAUGUAAACGGUAAUUUAAGAUUAAGUUGACGAAGAAGAAGAUAACUGAAUUUGACAUAUGUUUCAAUGUGAUACAAUCUGAUUUCUUAAAAGACUAUGACUUUGUUGACGUGUGCAGUACGGAUAUUAUCGACAUAAACACUUUUUACUCUAUCAAAAUCCAUACUGUAUUAAAAUGAUAAUAUAUUAUAGUUUUUAAUAGUAUUUGAUUAUUAUCAGGAUAUGUGUUUAUAAUGUGACAUUUAGACAAAUAAAUUAUCUUUAUAUUAUGAUAUUUUAUGAAUUACAAUUUUAGUCUUUCAAUGAACUUGUAUUUAAAUUAUUCAAUUUAUUUUUAACAAUAUUAAAUAUCGAAUAAUUAAUAAUAAUUCAAUUGACCAUCGUGCUGUUACUGUCCCGAUUCAAUAUUAUUUUUAACAGUUCACAAUAUUGUUUUUGUAUCGCUAUAUAGCGCCUACUUUGCAAUAAUUAUUAUAAAAACAAGAGCUAACACAGGAAUAUCUCCUCAAGUGCCUUGUAACUUAGCGAAUGUGGUGUAGGCAAAAGCAAUGCGUUUUCAUUAUUCUUCCAUAAAAUAGGUUAGAAUUAAGAUAUUUGAUUAUAAGGAAUUUAAUCACAAUUAAAAUUUGCUUAUGAAUUUGUGAUUUAAUAUAAUUAAGAUCGCCUUAACACAGCCGCAUUCCAUAGAGCCGACAUUCAAAUAUUCAUUAAACCCACAGGCCCUAGGUACUCUUAAACUAAUUAAUAUGAAUUUAUAAUACUCGGUGCCUCCUUUAAUGAGCAAUUGAUACAUAUUUGCUGAUUGCAAGAUCAGACUAAAAAAUAAUUUCGGAAUUUUAACAAAAGUAUUAAGUUUAAAUGUUUACUGUUUACCGGCUUUGUUAUUGGUGAAUAUGGGAAUGCGGAAUCUAGCCACAAAAUUAAAUUUUAAUCGUUACUAUAAAAUAAGACCUAGUCACAUCGUUUUAGUAUUGUAGUGUCACUUUAUAUUUAAAACUUCAUUGUCAAUGGGCUAAUUUAAUUUAUAAUUAGUUAUACUGUUUUAUCAAAUCAAUAUAAAAAUAUUCAAAAUGUGUUUUUGAUUGUUGAAGAUCUUUUGAAUUGUGUCUUGGUAAAUAUGCAAUGUCAGGUAUUUUAAUAAAUUCUAAUUUCAUCGUUAUUGUUAACUUUGUGUAAAUAUAAUAUUACGACUAAGUAUACGUAAUGUAAAUAAAAGGUAAAUGUAAUUUUAUAUGACUUGAGAAAUUGGUAGGCAUUACCGGGUAUAAAUAGUUGCAGAACAAAAUAGUUUGCGGUUUUCCUUUAAAUUCCAUUGCUUCCUUUUAAAACAGAAAUAGUUAUCAAAGUAAUUUAACGAAGAAGAAAUUCUUUGUUACUUACUUAAUUUACAAUUUACACCCGGUAUUUGAGAAACUCGCAUGUUAAUAAAAUAUUUUGUUUUGA